Molecule: messenger RNA, 3926 nt
Organism: Salpingoeca rosetta
Lineage: Eukaryota; Choanoflagellata; Craspedida; Salpingoecidae
Product: TKL protein kinase
Exons: 3
Coding region: 209-3649 (1146 amino acids)
Biological process (GO): protein phosphorylation
Cellular component (GO): extracellular matrix
Molecular function (GO): protein binding; ATP binding; protein kinase activity
Source: RefSeq, a predicted model, not a curated record
ACAACAACAACAACAACAACAACACGAUUCCCGCCGCCAACGGCGCAGUGUUGAGCAGAAUACAGAAGGCUUUGUGGAAUGCACGCUUGAGCAGGCCAUUCAUGGGGCGUGCGAACGGCCGCAAGCGGAGCCAGUCGUCAACCUGACACUGAUUGUGCCGUCUGAUCCACCAGUCAAGCCCAACAACGCCACAGGGAAUGAUUCUACCAUGGUCUCGCCUUCCUUGGCCAGGAUGGUUGAGCGUUUGAUUGUGGUCAGCACCACUGAAAUGACAGUUGGCAUGCUGGAGUUUCUCUUUGACGAGUUAAACGCGUGGCCGCAGCUCAACUCGCUCGCCGUCGUCCACCUCAGGGCACCGAAACUGGACUUGGGUGUGUUCAGCAAGCUGCCACAGCUGCGCGUGCUCUCCCUGGCGAACAGCAGCAUCGCUGACUUGCACACACACCCCAACGUUGCCGAACGACUUGUCGAGCUCGACCUAAGCUCCAACGCCAUUGCCACGUUCGACGACUUGUUCUUCCACGACAUGACAAGGCUUGACACGCUCAACCUUGCCCACAAUUGGCUCUCGGGCAUCUUCACGGGCGACCUGACCCCGCUGCGCUCUCUGCGCUCCCUUACACUCACAAACAAUGUCAUUUCCCGCAUUUCAAAGGAUGCAUUUGCAAGCAUGACCGGCCUACGCGAGCUCGUGCUGGACAGAAAUGACCUCACGGUGUUUGAGCAUGCAUACUUCAGUGACCUGGUCAACUUGGAGAAGCUGAGCGUCAAUCGCAACCCUUUGAGGGAGCUGUCUUCAAAUUCCUUUACCGGCCUUGCCAACUUGCGGGAGAUUGAGCUCGAACAGUGCGCACUCACGACAGUGCCUGCAGGCAUCUUCUCCACGAACACCAACUUGCACAUUGUCAACAUGACCGACAACUUCCUGAAAUCACUGCCCCCCAAGCUCUUUGAAGGCCUGAACCAGCUAACCACAGUGGACCUUGGGGAUAAUGCCCUCCCUUCCUUGCCAUCAGGCAUCUUUCACGAGUUGACUGAGCUGGUGGAGCUGUUCCUGCACGACAACAGGCUCACCCACAUUCCUUCGGAUCUGUUCGCGUCGAAUCACAAGCUCGAAGCUGUCACCCUGCUGCGGAAUCAGCUGUACACACUGCCGGACGACUUGUUCACUGCGGCAGCGAAGCAGUCCAUGACUGCCCUGUUUGUUGGAGACAACCACCUCACCACCAUCGACCGGCUUGUGGACGGAAUGGUGGCACUGAAGGUGCUGUUCGCCAACAACAACCAACUCACGGCGUAUCAGGGCAACACACCCAAACUGGAGGUGUUGGACCUUAGUUUCAACCCGCUGCAGCACAUGCCAAACUUGAUGGCAUAUCCAAACUUGCAGAGGGUUCGUAUGCAAGAGCACCGCAUUUCGCAAAUUGACUUUACGCCUCUGCUGCAACUGAGGCACUUGCACACGUUGGUCGUGACGGCAGCCAACGAUGUCGAUACGCUUGCCACAGUCGAUAGGCAGGCUCUCAAUCGCAACACCACCGAAGCCACAGCCACGUCCCCGAUUCGCGUGCUCAGCGUGCACAAUAUUGACAUGAGUGCCAUGUUUCGCGACAAGCAAGCGCCAACGCAACCUGGCUUUCCACGCCGCAUGGAGCUCAGCAGUUUCGAGCUGGGCUGGCCAGGCAUGGACGAGCACACGGUUCCCAUGCAUGUGCUCUGUGACAUGCUUGCAGACGAUGCAUCCGAGUUUGGCAUCAGGCGCACAGGCUUAACCAUGAUUGACGUCGAGCACUGCACAACAGCCAACCUGGGUUCCUUCUUCUUCCAAGAGAACAGCCGCCUGCAAGUCGUGCGUGCCGGCAAUAAGCCUUUGCUGCAGCUGAAUGUCUCGGACUGCCCGCAGCUGACUACAAUCGACGCUGCCAUCGUGGACAUUCUCGACGUAUCACGGACGCUCCUUCCGCCUCUGGGCACGCUGUGCGAGACGCUUGGUGCGCAGAUGCUGUUUGCGCGCGAAAUGAAGCACCCUGAUUUUGCUGCAGGACCAGGCGUGCAGCGACUCUUGCAGCAGUGCUUGAAGAACAAUGAUGUGGUGGAGUUUUCUGGCAACAGGUGGAUCAACGACAGAGCCACCAUCGACGCCAUAACGCAAGACAUUGUUGUCCUGUCGGACGCCUCGCGCACGUACGGGCUGUCUGACUACAGUGAGGUUUUGACAUCGCGCACCACCCCACCUCUCCUGCAGCUGGCAAAGGUCCCCGUACAGUGUCGGGUCCAGCUCGAGAACACUCGGUUGCGACACGUGGACAACAGCGAUGUGGUGUUGAGCCGGCCCACGUACCGCUUUCGCUGCACAUGUGCGCAGGGCUUCAAGAUGGAAGACGGGCGGUGCGUUGUGAAUGCGCCCAACGUGGCUGCCAUUGCCGUUGGCUCUGUGAUUGGCGGGCUUGCCUUUGGGCUGCUUGUGACGUGGCUAUCACGCCGCUACCGCGGCCUGAGCAAGCGCAUCGGCAUGCAUCAGCAACUGCUGGCAGAGAGGGAGGAAGAGGUAAUUGCGCUGAAGCAGGCAUGGGAGAUUGAGUUCGAUGAGCUGAGGAUGAUCAAGCGUGUUGCUGCGGGUGCGUUUGGCGUGGUGUUCAAGGCCGAGUGGGACACGGUGACAGUGGCAGUCAAAGUGAUGCAAGAGAGUUUGAUGCUUCUUGAUGACACGAUGGUGGUAGAGUUUGAGAAGGAGGUGGAGUUCUUGCAGAAGACAAGGCACCCGCAUGUGGUGCGCUUCUUUGGCGCGGGCACAGACCCCAACGGCAGCCCGUUCCUGGUGCUGGAGUUUGUGGCCAUGGGGUCACUCAAAGACCUGUUGGGGAAGGAUAUGGCACAGGUGUUGAGGGAGGUGAGGGAGAGGAGGACCGAGCAUGAAGCCCACGAGGAAGUGCUGACUGAGGACGUUGGCGAAACCAUUACGCUGGUCAGCACGCCUGGCACUGGCUCAGGCGCAGGAACAUCCCGUGUUGCAACUGCUUGGGACCUGAAGCUGCGGCUACUGCGUGACGUUGCGAGUGGCAUGGCCUUUAUCCACAGCCUCGACCAGAUGCACCGAGAUCUGAAGAGCGGCAACGUGCUGGUCUCUGCGAACUUGCGCGCGAAGAUCACGGAUUUCGGAUCCAUCCGCCAGUGCUUCACGCGUGGCCGCGGCGGCGGCAAAAUGAAGCAGACGCGACUCGUGUCGCCCAAAGGCUCUAACUCUGAUCCGCAGUACUCGCAGCGCACUGGGCUGCAGACGAUGACGAGCAUGACGCUGACGGCUGGCGUGGGCACGCCGCUGUACAUGGCACCAGAAGCACUGCUUGGCGACAAAUACAGCUUUGAAGCAGACGUGUUCAGCUUUGGCGUGCUGAUGUGGGAGGUGGCGACACAGCGACCACCGGACUUGAUUGCACAGGAGAAGGGGAGCGGGUACCGCGGCCCGAUCCUCGCCACGUUGCAGGAGCUAUUGGGGGAUGGAAAGCGCCUCACGUUCACGGAUGAUGACGUUGCCGCGGCCGGCAUCCCAAUGUGGUUCCGGACCCUCGCUCGCACGUGCAUGAGCCAGGAGCCAGCGAGCCGACCAACGUUUGAAGAGCUCAAGACGAACAAGGACCUUGCACGCUGAACACCGUCGUGUGGUGUUGAUGUUGGUGUUGGUGUUAGGGUGUUGAGUACGGGUGCUGUUGAAGUUGUUCAAGUUGUUGGAGUUCGUAUCGAUGUUCCUGCGUUGAUGUUGUGAGAUGCUAUUUCUGUGGCUGUGGCGACCAGAAGCACUUUUGUCACUUCCUUGGUCCUAAGCUUCACGCAUGUGUGCUGGUCUGCUGUUGAGUUAUGUGACAUUAUUUUACGUUUCGACCAUUCAUUCACUUACAAGAAUCUGACAUGAAACGGGACAAAGAGUG